UUAUCUUGCGCGAAUGACGUCACUGCCGGGCGCCAGGCGGCACGUUGGCCGGGAUUUCGGCGGGCUUCCUGGGGAUCAAAAUGGCUAUGGCUAGUGAUUUCUACCUGCGCUACUAUGUAGGGCACAAGGGCAAGUUUGGACACGAGUUUCUAGAGUUCGAGUUUCGGCCGGACGGAAAGCUUAGAUAUGCCAACAACAGCAAUUACAAAAAUGAUGUCAUGAUCAGAAAAGAGGCUUACGUACACAAGAGUGUAAUGGAAGAACUAAAGAGAAUUAUUGAUGACAGUGAAAUUACAAAAGAAGAUGAUGCUUUGUGGCCUCCCCCUGACAGGGUUGGCCGACAGGAGCUGGAAAUUGUAAUUGGAGAUGAGCACAUUUCUUUUACUACAUCAAAAAUAGGUUCUCUUAUUGAUGUAAAUCAGUCAAAGGAUCCUGAAGGCCUUCGAGUAUUUUACUAUUUGGUACAAGACCUGAAAUGUUUAGUUUUCAGUCUUAUUGGAUUACACUUCAAGAUUAAACCAAUUUAAAUUUUAUGUUUCUGAAGCUGUUUGUAUAUUUAAUUAAGGGAUGGGUAAGGGAGGGUUUAUUUGUUAUUUACAAUUUUGGGAUUUUUAUGAAUUUGAAGCAAAUACUUUUUUUGUAUGUAAACUGAAAAUAAGAAAAAUACAUAAACAAGCUUAAUGGUUAUCAUUACUUGGGUCCAACUGGGUUGGACAGUCCCCACACACAUUAAAUUCUGUAAAUAAAAGCCACCUUUUGUUGAAGAUUUGCUCCAAUAAAACAUCAAAGCCUGGA
Lemur catta (Ring-tailed lemur) is the source of this 795-nucleotide messenger RNA. RefSeq names its product mago homolog B, exon junction complex subunit (gene MAGOHB). Gene Ontology annotation, cellular component: nucleus; exon-exon junction complex; catalytic step 2 spliceosome. The coding region runs from base 81 to 527 and encodes 148 amino acids. The record is from RefSeq and is a predicted model, not a curated record. NCBI's taxonomy places the organism in Eukaryota, Metazoa, Chordata, Mammalia, Primates, Lemuridae. Gene Ontology annotation, biological process: RNA splicing. The transcript is spliced from 5 exons.